GGUAGCUGAGAGAGGGGGGGCAAAGAAGCAUCUCUCCCACGAGUGAUUUGUGUCAGGGCAAGACAACGAGCGAAGAAGCGGGCAUUGUUUCAUCAGACGGCCGAAUCAAGGUCGCUUUCUUCUUCCUCUUUCGGCCUCCUCCUGCUAAAUGUUCCCGAGACCUAUCUGGGAGGAGCCGCUGGCCGAAGAAUUCUGUCGGGACGAGGAUGUGUCAACCAGGAACACUGGCGCGCUCGCCAGGGGUAAAUAUCCCGCUGGGAAGGUUUCUCGCGGGAGGGAACAGUUAAAGAGAACCUCUAUUGUCCAUGCAGAACAUGGAUUCCCAGCACCGGAUGCAGGUCGUUGAUCCUAGAUCCGAAGAUCGUGGGCUGUCAGGCACGGAAAGUUGUGAUGGUUCUCCUUGGGAGGUCUCUAAUUGGCAGCGAUCCAAGAACCAACACUGGGUGGGCGUUUCAGGACCGCGACCAGUGCACCAGGUUUCACAUGACGAACCCCACGUGAAGCGCCAGCUUUUCCCACCUUUAACAGUGACCAGGACUGUGUGCCGACCUAGGCCAUCAAGAGCUGCGCGAGCAGCAACUCGAAACCUCUGGCGUCCUUUGUCUGCGUGGGUGCAAUCCACUCCCGGUUUCAACAGCCCCCUUCCGGGAAGAAUAGUCGCGAAUCUCAUAUAAUCGUUACCGAUAAUGUUUAAUGUGGUUUACGCAGGCUAGCUUCAACGGGCGAGAGGACGCCUUGCACGUCCCGAAUUGGCCAUCUGAGACGGAUUUCUGAUGCUUCAAGUGCUUUGACUUACUGGCAAUAUGACACGAGCACGGUGACCACCUGCGAGGGUUGCAUGCAUCUCAGGGGGGCUCCGCGACCCCAAAGCGGUACUUCUGUGCAAAGUAUCAAAUAGUUCGCAGACAACCCCGUACAGGGGAAAGUGCCGACGUCCGCACAGGCCAGGGUACAUCUUCAGAAGUUCCUCAGGAAAAUUCUCCUUGCGGAGCAGUUCUCUUCUAAAAAUAAGAAGCAUCGCGUGGAACUCAAGCGUGCGUCAGGCCGAAACAUGGAGUGAUCUGGAAUUGGGUACCUGAGCUGCAACAAAACUCCCCCCGCUCCCCCUCCGAAAGUGGAAAAAUGCGCAAGCCCAAGACAAAACAUAAAUUGCCUCCUUUGUCCUCGAUUUGAAGCAACUCUCCCCAAGGCUAAGACGGAAUGGAAGCCAGCUUUUCGGCACCGAUUCGCGUCGCAGUUUCAAAUCGCAGGGUUGUUUGAUCGCCCCCGUGCCCACUGCCGUAUCAAUCUUAGCGACUGAGGCUUUGCGAGGCUGUGUCCCGAUUCACUUGAAGGCCUCCCCCAAAGAGGCCAUCCGUAACUAUGGGGGUUUCGAGCGCCAUUCCUCUCCCAUGCAGACAUUGGCACGUCAAGGUUGGAGCUGGAGAAACCGGCUGCGAAUUCGACCGCAACCGCACUGCGACGGCUGGAUCGGGCAAGCAGCUGCGCGCCAGUUUUUAAAUUACUAGGGGUAUCGCCAUGCCGUCGACCAGCCGU
Molecule: messenger RNA, 1536 nt
Organism: Coccidioides immitis RS
Lineage: Eukaryota; Fungi; Ascomycota; Eurotiomycetes; Onygenales; Onygenaceae
Exons: 2
Coding region: 306-674 (122 amino acids)
Source: RefSeq, a predicted model, not a curated record